AUGGAGUUACUAGAUGAUAGUGACCUUUAUACAUCUAAAGGUGGAAGAGUAAGCUCAUCGAUGUCAUUAUCCACAUUGCCAUCUGAAAUUUUAAUAAAUGUUUUCAGCUAUUUAGAAGAGAAGGAUUUGUACGCCAUACAACUAUUGUCAAAGAGGUUUUAUGUUUUAAUAAAUGAUGAGGAAUUAUGGAAAAAUCUAUUUGUGACAAAAUUUAAUACAAAGUGGUUUCCAACUUAUUCAGGCUCUUCUAAAUACAGUAUUGAAUUUAUCAAUAGAGAAGUAGGAUUAAAAGAAUGGAAGCACAAUAAAUCGAUCAGAACAAAAUAUGUCAUCGCAACAGGAAGCAGAGUAGCCUCACCGUUGGAAAAUAUGUUAUUUGACUAUCCUAGAUGUUUAUGUUACAGUGAUGGUGUUAUAACAAUGUUACAAUUGCAACAAUUUAGAAACAAUAGGGGUAAUAGGGCUAGAUUGACCUAUAUUCCUUGUACAACUCCACAUGGUUGUUCAACUAUGAACUUUGGGAUAAAUUCUGCGAUUUUUGGAAGGUUUGAUGGAAGAUUGUAUGGAAAAAUUUUGAAUAACAAGUCAUAUCUUCAACCGAUUGUCGAAUUUGACUCACUUCACAGCGCCCCGGUAACUGCAAUUGCCAUAAAAAAAGAAACAAAUGAUAAUAUAUGUGUAAGUGGUUCUGAAAAUGGUGACCUUAUAUGGUGGGAAGACACUAAAAAGAUCAAAGACAUGAAAAUUAGUAAUCUCCCUAUUUUAAACUUGGGGAUAAAUAAAGAUUAUACAAUUGCAUUGGAUUCACAAUCUAUAUAUGUCAUAUAUCAAAUGAAUGUUGUUCGUGCAUUACCAUUGCCUCAACAAAUUAAUAGUACUGAAGGUUCUGAAGAGAAUGUUCCGAAUGCUUCUCGAAGCCAAUAUAUUCAAGUUCAAUUUUGUAAGUUUGAUUUUGGAUCCAGCUCAAUAGUACUUGCUGAUACCAAAGAUAUGUAUGUUAUCACACUUGAUCCGCAUAGUGAUACAUUUGGAUACAUAAGAAAAAUGAACUUUGGAAAUGAUCAAAUUGAAGAAGUGGUCAUUGACGAACCAACAGCUUUAAAGCCUCAGAAUUUAGAAGUUGCUGGCGAAAGUGGAUGUUUUAUUGCGGUUAAGACCUUUUUAAGCGCAGUGAAAAUUAUUAAUAUCAGAGCACCAGGCUCAAAACUAAUUGUGCAAACCGAAUUAACUGUCAAUGAUGAUGAAAAGAUAUUUACUUGUCAAAUUACUAAUCUAGUAAUAGUAUGUGCUAUGAAUGGUUUCAUAAAUAUAUAUGAUAACUUAAAUGGUGAAUUGAUCAAGACCAUUCAAAAAACUGAAAAAAUACCGAGUUUCUUAAGAAUAUCUCAAGGAAGAUUGCUUUUAAGUAAUGGUGAGAAUGUAAUACAAUACAUUAAAUUUAUUCCAGAUGAUAAUGCUGACACCCAUAGAUCAAACCGGUCUGGAAGUGCAAAUAAAAACAGUAACAAAUGGAAAGAUACUUUAAAUACGGCAUUAAGUGUGUAUGAAGAAGAGGAAGAACUAAAUGAAAGACAAAGAAUUGAAGCAACUAGAUUAUUAAAUACGUAUGGUGGAGAUUUUGAGGAGGAGUUGGAUUCGGAAUCUGAAGAGAUAACACUCCGGAUUGCACUCAUGGAAUCCGAGAGAAUCCAACAGGAACAGUUAGACGCUGAGAACCAGGACGAUGAACUACAAAGAGCACUUCGUGAGUCGCAACUGAUUAAUCAAGACAAUGGUAUAUUGCAAGAUCCCAAUUCAAUUGAUGCUGAUGGAAAUGCUAUUCUUGAAAAUGAUGACGAAUUGCUAAGAGCUUUGCGAGCCUCUCAAGUAGAGGAAGUAAACGAGUAUGAAAAUAAUACGGACUCACAACGAGAAGGAUCGAAUCAAGCAGAUGAUGAUGAUGAUAUUCAAUUAGCUAUUGCAUUGUCAUUAAGCGAAUUGGAUUCGUAA
Messenger RNA from Tetrapisispora phaffii CBS 4417, 1989 nucleotides. It is a transcript of the gene UFO1, whose product is annotated as SCF ubiquitin ligase complex subunit UFO1. Gene Ontology annotation, cellular component: SCF ubiquitin ligase complex. Gene Ontology annotation, biological process: SCF-dependent proteasomal ubiquitin-dependent protein catabolic process. Bases 1 to 1989 code for a protein of 662 amino acids. The transcript has a single exon. Gene Ontology annotation, molecular function: protein binding. NCBI's taxonomy places the organism in Eukaryota, Fungi, Ascomycota, Saccharomycetes, Saccharomycetales, Saccharomycetaceae. The record is from RefSeq and is a predicted model, not a curated record.